AUGUCGGAAACAGUAGAAAGUAGCGCCGAGAGAGACCUAAAGCAGGAAGUGCCAAAAAAGAAGGUUGUGCAACCUAAAAGCCUCAUUUCCAAAAAGACAGCUAUUAUAGUGAACAGUGUUCUCGUCGUAUCAGUUUUGAUAUUCUGUGUAUUUUCAGUCUUUCAGAACAAGAACUCCAAUAAUUCAUUACAAUCACAUCAUUUUGACACGAAUCCAGUGGGGAAUUACGAAUAUCCUGAUUUUAUAAGGCAGGAAGGAGAGGAAUUUAACUCUAAACCUGAAAUGAUUCGUAAAAGGGACUCCAAGUCGUCUAGCUCCAGCUCGAGUAAGGAAAACAAAGCAACCAAGCCCCUUGAUGAGCCAGCAAUAAGGUUUUUACUUGUUUUAGGGGGAUUCAUAGUCCUCAAUAUGGUUGCUAUUUGCAUCCACCAUCUUUUUUUGAAAGCUACAAGGUCUGAAAAGUCAUACAGAACAGUAGAACAGAACAUCUCUCCAUUUUAA
Messenger RNA from Debaryomyces hansenii CBS767, 501 nucleotides. RefSeq lists its product as uncharacterized. The transcript has a single exon. NCBI's taxonomy places the organism in Eukaryota, Fungi, Ascomycota, Pichiomycetes, Serinales, Debaryomycetaceae. The record is from RefSeq and is a predicted model, not a curated record. Bases 1 to 501 code for a protein of 166 amino acids.